GAUUGUAAGUGUGCAAGUACACUUCUGAGUUAGUUUCAUUCCAAACGAGCGACCUAUACAAACAGGUCCCUGCCAAAACACGGUUGAAUUAUACUUCUCUAUUGCAUUUAUCGUUGAACAUAUAUCAGGAAUAAGACGAAUUGUUCUAGGCAUCAAUGGAAAUUUUCCACAACACUACUGGAAGUUCCAACGAAACUUUAGAAGACGGUGUCAUACUGGAACGUAUCCACAGAGACUUGGUCGCCGAUUUCAUCCCUUUAAUGGUAUGGCUGGGAGUCGCAAGCGUAAUCGGCAUUGUGGGAAACAUAGUGACAAUCAUCUUCCACGGGUGGAAAUCGCGGCCCUCUUCCACCAUGGUGUUCAUUACCUGGCUGGCGGCUGCGGACCUACUUGUUUGUUUACUUAUGAUAGAACAAAUACUUGAUUUACAUUUAAACGUUUACUUUACUAGCCCCGUGCACUGCAAGGCAAAAUAUUUCUUCAUUUAUGUUGGUGUUUAUUGGUCCUGCAUGUCGCUAACGCUUAUAUCAGUUGAUCGCUUUAAGAAGGUUUGUAGGCCGAUAAGCAAACAGUUUUCCGAGAAGUCAUCAAGAUAUGCAUCCAUGAUAGUUGUUUUAAUCUCUAUCAUUGUAAGUCUGCGCAUAGUAUUUGCUCUUGACAUUUCGGAGGUCGAAGUUAUUACCACAGAUGGAUCUGGGCAAACUGCAGUUGGCCACGAUUGUUACUUUACAAAUGACAUCGACCUUAAAACGUUUGUGUCGGUUUGCCACGCAAUAGACUUUUUGUUUCUCCUUUUCUGUCUGACAACGAUGCUAAUCUGUUACGGACGCUUGUUCGUUCACAUAAAAAAGCACACUGAACAAAUGGCUGACUGGAACGGUGGAGCUGCCAUUGUUUCAUCAACAUCUCACAAAGCAGAUUCGGCGCUUGAAAAUGCAGACCGGAGAAUAACAAUUAUGAUGGCAUUAAUAACCGUGUGGUUUAUUAUAUGCUAUAUUCCAUACGUCGCAAUUAACCUGUACUUCAAGUUUAACAGCAGUUCAAUCCAUAGAGACGUGCUCAAUAUGGGCAUACAGUUCGCAUUGCGACUGCCAUAUUUAAACAGUGUGAUUAACCCUAUCGUGUUUAUUUGUCUGAAUCCGAAAUACCGUUAUUUUGUUAAACACCAACUCUGUAAAUGCAAAGAAAUGUCAACGUCCAAUAAUGAACAAAAUGAAAUGUCUGGCAAUACAUUACUGAGUCUGUCAAACCAAACAACAUUUAAUUUGAGAUAAUGUAUUUUAUCUUAUCGCCUAUAUAUGUGUCUUGUUCUGAGAAAACUGGU
Messenger RNA from Dreissena polymorpha, 1324 nucleotides. Its product is annotated as thyrotropin-releasing hormone receptor-like. Lineage: Eukaryota; Metazoa; Mollusca; Bivalvia; Myida; Dreissenidae. The record is from RefSeq and is a predicted model, not a curated record. Gene Ontology annotation, biological process: neuropeptide signaling pathway. Bases 156 to 1274 code for a protein of 372 amino acids. Gene Ontology annotation, molecular function: G protein-coupled peptide receptor activity. The transcript has 2 exons. Gene Ontology annotation, cellular component: membrane.